Pelmatolapia mariae (spotted tilapia) is the source of this 1602-nucleotide messenger RNA. It is a transcript of the gene rag2, whose product is annotated as recombination activating gene 2. The coding region runs from base 1 to 1602 and encodes 533 amino acids. Gene Ontology annotation, cellular component: DNA recombinase complex; nucleus. The record is from RefSeq and is a predicted model, not a curated record. Lineage: Eukaryota; Metazoa; Chordata; Actinopteri; Cichliformes; Cichlidae. Gene Ontology annotation, molecular function: sequence-specific DNA binding; protein binding. Gene Ontology annotation, biological process: V(D)J recombination. The transcript has a single exon.
AUGACCCUGCAGCCAUUAACUCCAGUGAACUGUGCAGGCCUUCUGCAGCCUGGCUGCUCUCUGCUGCAGCUGGAUGGUGAAGUUCUGCUGUUUGGCCAGAAGGGUUGGCCUAAGCGCUCAUGUCCAACAGGAGUAUUUGGUGUACGGUUGAAAUGUGGCGAGAUGAAGCUGAGGGCCAUCUCAUUCUCCAAUGACUCGUGCUACCUGCCCCCAUUACGCUGCCCAGCUGUUUGCCGCCUUGACCCCUAUGAUGGGCUUCCAGAGAGUUACCUCAUCCACGGUGGUCGCACCCCAAAUAAUGAGAUCUCAUCAAGCUUGUACCUGUUGACCAUGGAUAGUCGUGGCUGCAAUCGUAAAUUAACGCUCUGCUGCAAAGAGAAAGAGCUAGUGGCAGAAGUGCCAGGACCUCGAUAUGGCCACACAAUGAGCAUGGUCCAAAGUCGUGGGAAGACAGCUUGUGUGUUGUUUGGGGGUAGGUCCUACAUGCCCUCAGGAGAAAGGACCACCGAGAGCUGGAACAGUGUUGUAGACUGUCCACCUCAGGUGUUCCUCUUUGACCUGGAGUUUGGCUGCUGCUCUGCUCACACUUUACCUGAGCUUAGUGAUGGACAGUCUUUUCAUCUGGCCCUUGCUAGAGAAGACUGUGUCUACUUCAUUGGAGGCCACUCACUAGCCUCAGACUCACGUCCACCUCGUCUGUUUCGCCUGCAUGUUGAGCUUUUGCAGGGCAGCCCGUUGCUUUCCUGUGAAACCCUAGACAAUGGUUUAUCUAUCUCUAGUGCCAUCUUUACUCGUACGGGACCCACUCAUAGAUACAUCAUCUUAGGUGGAUAUCAGUCAGACUCACAAAAGAGGAUGGAGUGCACUACUGUGAUUCUAGACGAGAAAGGAAUCCACUUUGAGCCCGUAGAAGCACCCAAGUGGACCCCAGAUAUCAUCCAUAGUCGCACUUGGUUUGGUGGCAGCUCUGGAGAGGGAAGCAUCCUACUAGCUGUGCCCACAGAGGGAAGGCCAUCCCAACAAGAUAUGCAUUACUUCUACCAGGUGAACUUCCAGACAGAGGGAGAGACCAGAGAGGAAGACGGAACCCUUGCCUGCAGCCAGGAGUCAACGGAUUAUGAUGACUCCACUCCUCUUGAAGAUUCGGAGGAGCUCUACUUCGGCCGUGAACCACAUGAGUUGGAUGGCAGCAGCGACGGAGAAGGGGACGCUUACAAUGAAGAGGAUGAAGAGGAUGAAUCACAAACAGGUUACUGGAUAAAAUGCUGCCUUGGCUGUCAGUUGGAUCCCAACACAUGGGAGCCAUACUACUCCACAGAACUCCACCGACCAGCCAUGAUCUUUUGCUCAAGAGGGGAAGGGGGCCACUGGGUGCACGCCCAGUGCAUGGAGCUGUCUGAGACCCUGCUGCUGAAACUCUCUCAAGGCAGCAAGAAGUACUUCUGCUUGGACCACGGAGGCCUGCCCUACCAGGAGAUGACCCCACCUCGACAUAUCAUACCCCUGAAGCGCAUCACCAUGAAAGCUAAAAACAAAAAUAGACCUCUGACAAUCAAGAUGUCCCCUGCCAAAAAAAGCUUUUUCAGACGGCUGUUUGACUGA